Messenger RNA from Talaromyces stipitatus ATCC 10500, 2843 nucleotides. Its product is annotated as GTPase activating protein (Gyp5), putative. NCBI's taxonomy places the organism in Eukaryota, Fungi, Ascomycota, Eurotiomycetes, Eurotiales, Trichocomaceae. The coding region runs from base 1 to 2631 and encodes 876 amino acids. The record is from RefSeq and is a predicted model, not a curated record. The transcript has 4 exons.
AUGAGUUCAAGUCCGGAGCCCAAGGAUUAUGGCGAAGUAGGUUUGAUCAACAUUCGCGAUCCCUUUGACUGUCUUGAUUCCUUCGAAGAUGCCAGCGAAGAUAACACGCAUGCGACUCCCUCAAUGCCACAAAGCUCAUCUACACGCUCUCUGACCGAUCGGCGACUGUCGAAUGGAUCUGUCACCACUCCGCGUGCGGAGCAUUCGCCUGCAUUUCCUCCAUCUCCGGAGGGCAAACCCGAAGACAACGACGAGUCGGUCGCGGUCAGUCCGACACCUACACCCCAUUCAGAGAACGAGGACACGCCUAGAAGGAGCAAAUAUCAAAAAUCACCAUUGCUAACAGCUCAUCGCCUAUCAACAACAUCGCUGGACGACGUUAAUUUGGCGGGCAAUAAAAAUGAGAAUGAACUACAUGAUGUGGGCAGCCCAGUAGCAGAACCAACCAUCGGCUCUCCUGGAGCAGCCUCACUUGAUUCGAAUGCUACGAAGCAGAGCAUGUCCUUCUUACCGUCGGUGCCAUGGUCGAAUACGUCCAAGCCUGCCCCCGCUGCUGCUCCUGCUGCUCCUGUUGCUCCGCCAGCUCCUCCCCCGCUGCCUGCCCGCAAGCUGACAAGCCCCUUCUCGUGGCUUUCCAGGUCAAGCCUCUCCGGAAGUGACUCCAAGUCUUCCCCUACUAACUUGGGUAAUAGUCGCCGGAGUACCGCCGCAUCCGUCUCGACGAUCAACACAGUGGAAGAAGGGGAUAGUAUGAGCAUCGGGUCGAAGAAACCCGCACGAAAUAGUCUCAAGGACCAAUUCAAGCUUCUACGUAUGCGAGAGGAGGGCCCUGAUGCCGAUCAAGCAAGCAUCGCUUCGGGGAAUGCGCCCGUCAGUGCAGGCCUUGUUGGUCCCUCGGAAGAACAAGCACUACCUGCUCCUUCGCCAGUAGUUGCUGGAACUGGAGGGCCCUUUCCACCUGUUAAUCCUAACCUUCCGCCUGGGACAGUAUCCGGAAUCUCUACAUCUGCUACCGACGCGGCCGCACCAGUCGACUGGGAGUUGUGGGAAGGAAUUGUCAAUAACGGCCCGGAAGCAUUGACUGGUGUCAACUCCGAGGCAGUCAAUGCUGCCAUUAAGCGCGGUAUCCCCCAAACAAUCAGAGGUGUAAUCUGGCAAGUGUUAGCCGACAGUCGCAAUUCGGACCUCGAAGAAGUAUACAGGGAACUCGUGGCGCGGGGAACAGAUAAAGAACGUCAUAUGAGUCUCAACGGACAAGGUCCCAACGGCAUCGCAUCUGAAAAAGAAUCGUUGGCAUCUUCGCGCUCCUCCAUUCGUUCUGAUAAUUCAGGAUCCCCACCGCCAUCAAGUCAGACGACAACUUCGCCUCAUGAAAAGGAAGUCGACCCCAUAGCUGCAGAGACAGCUCGAAAGAAGAAGCUUAAAGAAGAUACCGAUGCGAUUCGCAGGUUAGAAAAGACGAUUCGAAGAGACCUGGGCUCUCGAACAAGUUAUUCGAAGUAUUUUGUUUCACAAGGAAGCCAGGAAGCCCUCUUUGGACUAUGCAAAGCUUACGCGUUAUACGACGAGGCCGUAGGCUAUGCUCAAGGUAUCAACUUCAUUGCAAUGCCGUUGUUAUUCAACAUGGACGAAGGAGAGGCCUUUACACUUCUUGUGAAACUUAUGAAUAAGUACGGUCUACGAGAUAUGUUUAUCCAGGAUAUGCCUGGUCUUCAUUUGCAUUUAUUCCAGUUUGAGCGUCUUUUGGAGGACCUUGAGCCUGCGCUUUAUUGUCACCUUCGUCGACGCGGAGUCAGCCCACAACUGUAUGCCACACAGUGGUUCUUGACUCUUUUCGCGUAUCGGUUUCCCUUACAAUUAGUGCUUCGCAUUUACGAUCUCAUCUUUGAAGAAGGAUUGGAGAGCACCAUUCUCCGCUUUGGCGUCGCUAUCAUGCGGCGCAACGUCGAAACUCUUCUUGGCAUGAAAGACAUGUCCAGCCUGUCGCAGUUCCUGAAGGAGAGACUUUUCGAUGUCUAUAUCGAUCAACAACCUUCCGCGAGCUCAAUUCUUGAGUCUGGAUUUUUCGGAAGCUCUGGUGGAAGCGAUAAGGAGAUUUACCGGGCCGAUCUCAUGGUGCAAGAUGCCUGUGCCAUUUCACUCACAGCUGAAAUGAUCCAAUCGUACACUGCGGAAUGGGAAGAAAAGGUCCGAACCGAGAGGGAAAGAGAACAAGAGCUUGAAACGCUCAAACAUACCGUGGCAUCACAAGCUGCACGAAUACGGUCGUUGGAGGAACGAACCGAAAAGUCGGAUCAAGAACACGUUCAAUUGGCAUCUGAGUUGGUGCGAAUGAAGGUCGAAAAUGAAGAAUUGUCGGACAAGAAUGAAAGUCUUCAGGUUCAAGUGCAGGAGUUGAAGAUUGUUGUCGACAAGCAACCUGCCGAAGUUGAGGAGAAGCUUAGGACUGAGAUGGAACGGAUCAUGAAACGGAAUAUGGAAGUGCAGAAUGAGAACCGACAUAUGGAAGAACAAAUGGCGGAGAUGGAGAAGGAUCUUGUUGAGACCAAGAUGAAGUGGGCUGAGCUUUCAGAAAACCACGAGGGACUCAGACAGAAAUGGGCCGAUCUCCGGAGAGCUUUGGAUGGAUGAUCAAGGACCAGGGUCUUUCUGAUUGUUACUUCUUUUGUAUAUUUUUUAUUCCCGAUGGCUGGUCCCUUUUCUCAGUGUGACGGGUUUACUCCUCCAACUUUCGGGGCAAACAAAUGGAGUAUUCGAUUCCAUUCGAUUCUUUUGAUCCUGUCUUAUACCAAUCUGUAUGACUAUUCAGAUCUGUAUGAUCUGACCGAAUGUGCCUUUUCCCU